CCGUCCCUGGGAAACAAGGCCAAGCAAACUCUCAUGAACACAUUUGCACAGACCAGACACAAGAGGCAGCCACCUUGCAUGACUAUGAUUGGUCCAUCUUGAUCAGCGCUGAAAAAAGUAUCAAGACACGAUGGAGCUCCUAGAAGAAGACCUCACAUGUCCGAUAUGUUGUUGUCUCUUUGAAGACCCGCGCGUUCUGCCUUGCUCACAUAGCUUUUGCAAGAAGUGUCUCGAGGGCAUCCUGGACGGUAACCGAAGUCCUGCAUGGAGACCUCCGUUCAAAUGCCCGACCUGUCGAAAGGAGACCGCGCACAACGGUAUCGCGAGUUUGCAAGUCAAUUACACCUUGCGUGGCAUCGUGGAGAAGUACAACAAGAUUCGUGUGCUGCCGAGGAUGUCUCUCUGCCGAGUGCACAGUGGACAGCCACUCAACAUUUUUUGUGCCACGGAUCUAAAACUCAUCUGUGGUUUUUGCGCCACAACAGGUGACCACAAGGGCCAUAAGUUUUGCGCGCUAGAGGAGGCUUACGAACGCGAGAAGGUCGCGUUUGAGGAGUUGUUUCGCGUCGUGGAGGGCUGGAGGAGCGCGGAGGUGCAUUUGUGCUUGGAGUCGUUAGAGGGAGCGAAGAAGAAAGCGCUGGAGAGGGUCUCGGGGGACGCGGAUCGAGUCUCAAGCUACUUUGACAAGCUCCUGCGCACACUAGACCACAAACGGAGCGAAAUCCUCUCUGACUUCGAGGCUCUGAAACUCGCGGUCAUGCAGACAUUUGAUCCUGAAAUUAACCGGCUGCGCUCUGCGCUGGAGGAGCAACGGUGCGCACUCGCCAUCGCCGAAUCCUUUCGGUCGCUCUCCGACCCACUCACCUUCCUACAGCAGAUGCAGGACUUUAGGGAAAAACUUAGCGUCAUCCGGGCAACGCCACUUCCAACGCGAACCGAUUUGGAAGUGGGUCUGCGUGGCCUGCAAAGCUUCGAUGUGAAGGAAUGGGAUCGGGUGCGUUUUGGAGAGGUGGACAAGUUGUGCGCCCCGUACGAAAGCAGCUCUUACUUGACAUCGUUGCCCCCUGCACCUCGCUAUUCCCGUGUACUGUGGAGAGUUGUUCUGGUUGUAUUUGCUUGUCUGCCUGCGCUGCACUUUCUCCCUUCAGACUGUCUUGCUCUAAGCUUUCAUGAUAAAUUGGGGGCAGUCGGUGGCUUUACUCUGCCCAGUCCAGGAGAGAUUUUGCGCUGGUUCGGGUUCUGUUGGAAAGAAGGAGCUGCAAUCUGCACAUUACUUAUUGAACAGUGUCGAAACUCUAUUUUGGACCUGAUAAACACGACAUCCGAUUUCAUCAGCUGAUUUUUAUAACUCCAUCCAUUAGGUACUUUUUAAGUACUACAUACACCGCAGAUUUGUUGCUUUGGAAAAAUUUAGUUUGUGUUAUUUGUUGUUGAAUUUGUCACAGUGGUUGUUACAUAUACCAGUUGUGUGCUUUUGUCUGUUUAUUUUACACGAAUGGAAAACAAAUGUUGAUGGAUUAUGGUUUACUUAUUGAAUAAUAUCCCCAAGUUAAUCAAAUGCGUUUCUGAUUUUGUACGGAAAAAACAGAACCGAAUAAAUCAAAUUUCUUUUAAAUAAAAGUGGACAAAUCUCACAG
Paramisgurnus dabryanus is the source of this 1637-nucleotide messenger RNA. RefSeq names its product tripartite motif containing 13 (gene trim13). Gene Ontology annotation, molecular function: zinc ion binding; ubiquitin protein ligase activity. Gene Ontology annotation, biological process: protein monoubiquitination. Lineage: Eukaryota; Metazoa; Chordata; Actinopteri; Cypriniformes; Cobitidae. The record is from RefSeq and is a predicted model, not a curated record.